AGACUUUGGGCUCCGGGCCAGUGGCAUGGCUUCCGAGUGCCAUGCCUCUAGUCUGGAGGUGUCCGAAUACUCGGUGACGGUGGGAGCGGAAGACUGGGUAGAGAAGGCCUACGCCAUCUUCCAGCAGCAGGGGUUUUGCAUCGCCCUCGACGCUUUGGGCGAAGAGUCGGCUGAAGUUCUGCAGACUUGCGAGGCGACCCUGGAAGGCGAGGGCGAGCCGAACGCGGAGGAUGCCACGGGGAGGUCGCACUUCCCGUGGCAGUUGCUGCAGUCCCCGGUCCUGGCGCUGCUGCAGCGCCUGGCCCCGGACUUCGCCUUCUGCGCCGCGCGCGUUGAGGCGGCCCGGCCCGGCGCAAAGUGCCAGGAGCUGCGGUGCAUGCCGCUAUCCCAGCUGCCCACGGUCUUCCGGGACCCGGAGGGUGCGCCCAAAGUGGCAGUGGCCUUCACACUGCAGGGGCUGGAGCCCAACUUCGCGCCGUUGCGGGUGGCGCCGAAGCGAAGAGCGGUGUGCCGGGCAGAUCUGCCACCCAGGCUCAAGGAGGAGCCGCAAGAGCUGUGGCAGUCAACUCUAUCCCCGCUGCCGAAAGGCGCCGCCAUCAUUCGGGAUCUCCGACUGUGGUGCGGGGAGGCGGCGAAUCUCACCCAAGAGACUCGGUUCCUGCCAUGCUUGGAGCUCGUUUCCUUGGACUACGCCAGCUUCAUCGCGCAGCCGCACUCCUUCAGCGUGUCGGCUCCAUGCGACGCCUGCCAAUGGGAUCGGUGCUGCAUCCAAGAGCCGCGCCGGUGCUUGCCGGAUAGCAUCUUUGAGACGCUGCCAGAAGAUGUUCAGAAGCACUGCCGGGUCAUCCGUGGAGAGCUGUCUUCAGCCCAAGCGCUGGAGGAGCCCGCGCCGGUUGAGGAAGGUCCGCCUCAGAAGGUACCAGACGCCAAGACGGAGCCAGCUGAGAUGCCAGCUUGGCAAGAUCCGAGGCCCACCGCAACUCCUCCAGCACUGGACGGCUUCGCCCUGAAGGCCGCGCUGGCCAAAACGGUGCGGGUGACUCUGGGCCUGGCGUUGCUGGCGCAGGCGGUUCGGCUCUUCAGCGCUGGCUGCACGCAGCUGGAGCAGCUGCUUUGGCGCCAGGCGCGGGCAGUGGUGGCGAAGAUGAGACGAUGAGAUCUGGAAAUGGAGUUGAGAGCUGCGUCCAUCAGACUUCUGCCUCUUUGAGUCUUGCGACCAGAAGAAUGGGCACGGCAAGAUCUCAAUGUGAGUGCGAGGUGCGACGUGUGCAGCAGAUAGCAUAAAAGGACGGAGCGUUGCUUUUCUGCAAAUUAACAUGGAGCCCCAAGACGGGGUCUCCUCUGACAGAUUCAACUUGGUCAUUCCUUCGAAGUUGGCAC
Molecule: messenger RNA, 1380 nt
Organism: Effrenium voratum
Lineage: Eukaryota; Dinophyceae; Suessiales; Symbiodiniaceae
Source: the annotation of a GenBank genome assembly